Molecule: messenger RNA, 1450 nt
Organism: Limulus polyphemus (Atlantic horseshoe crab)
Lineage: Eukaryota; Metazoa; Arthropoda; Merostomata; Xiphosura; Limulidae
Exons: 7
Biological process (GO): positive regulation of epidermal growth factor receptor signaling pathway; positive regulation of fibroblast growth factor receptor signaling pathway; signal transduction
Source: RefSeq, a predicted model, not a curated record
AUUGUAGUGAAAGUCUAUGCUCGAGUGCUAUCUGCUGACGUGGAAUACAAGACACUUUCCAUUGGGCCUUAUACUACGAGCAAAGAGGUCGUUCGCAUCUUACUAAACAAAUUCCGAAUGAAACAUCGUGACCCAAAUCUUUAUUAUUUGGCAAUGGAGGUGUGGAUCAGAAAAACGGAUUGUUUGUGUUUGGUAGACAUUGCUGUUAUACUUAGAUUGUUUGUGUUUGAUAGAAUUGGAAAACAAAGGAAUAUGGAUCAACUUGGAACACCAAGGACCAUUCAGAAAGGACCUGCAACAAAUCGAGUACUAGCCACGGUAAGCAAGCUACGGUGUCUUGUAACAGGUGAGAAGCCACGAACAAAAACGUCAGUGGCAAAAUCUUUCUACAUAUCCCAGACAACAGUACAAAAGAUAAUGAAGAAGGAUAUUAAUCAUGAAAAUGAGGCCAAUAGGGUUUGGGUUCACCUAGAAAAUCUGGAAGAGAGGCCAACAAGAUUCUUCAAGUCUGCUCCGCCAGUUUGUAGAUUCGUGCUUCAGAUGAGAAUGGGUGGUUUAGUGAAAGUUUACGAUGGUUGUCUAAUGACUGGAUCAUUGUACAAAAGCCUAUUGGUGUCUGAUCGAACUACAACAGAAGAGUUCAUACAACUUCUUUUACGCUGUUACAAUUCUCAGGAAAGACCAAAUAAGUUCGCCUUGUUCGAAAUCUCGACAACUCAAAAAUAUGAAAGAAAACUUCACCAAAAGGACUACCCACUGUUAAUUCAACAAGCGUGGUCUAACCAAGAAUGUUUUGCUUUUCAUUUGCGCAGAAAUUCAGAGUCUUUCCAUAAACGUAAACUUCUCUGGAUGAGAUGUACCAAUGUUUCUGGACAACACAGUUUUAGGAUGAGUGUUAGAGAUGAAGUUAGUCCUACUGCUAUUCACUCACCAACACUAAAACCAUCUUUCAACAACUAUGAUAACUUUUUUUAUAUCUGAACAGGAAGGUUAGAACUUAACCUGUGAAGCUUGGUGAAAGCUAGUCAAAAUUGUUUAUAUUUUUCACAAUCAAUUGACGUUUAUUUUUAAAGUGAAAUAAUUUAGUUUUACCACUAUAAGAAGCAAGAAACCUUCAUCCUUCACACUAACGUUUGCUUUGCUUUGAUUUUAUUAUAUGCAUUUAUAUGCCCCCCCCCUCAGUGGCACAGUGGUGUGUAUGCGGACUUACAACGCUAGAAACCGGGUUUCAAUACCCAUGGUGGACAGAGCACAGAUAGCCCAUUGUGUAGCUGUGUGCUUAGCUACAGACCAACGAAAAUACUUUUAUGUCUCCAGUUACACUAAUUGUGUUAAUGUUUCUUCUGACUUCAGUGGUCUGUAACAGCGAACUAUCCUACAAACUGACCACUCGUAAUUUCUCCAUUAAAAAUAACAAUUUUUAGGAGUAGAGUUUUAAAUAUUUUAAAGU